CGGUAUCUGGUCGACGCAGCUUCCACAGAUGGCGUGAAGACGUGGUUAGCAUGGGGAAGCAAAAUCCCAGACAAAGCGUCUGUGCUUCUUUACUUUCUCUGUAUUUCUCAGCAACGACAGUCGUUGGAAAGCAGCUGCGCGUCUGGAUCCAGUGUGGCUUGUGUCUUCAUAAGUCUCGUACAAGAGGCAUCUAGUAGCCAGCUCGUCGCUUCCAGCCCCCCAAUCGUUUCUUCAGUGGCCCCGCACUACCAGUUUCCCCCUGAAGUGUGCUUGUAGCUGGGAAACGCAAUACUGUCGAACGGUUUCCAUCUCUAACGCCUGAAUGCGUCUCACUCCCAAAAGCGCAAAACAGGUCAAUCCUGUUCGGGAAUGCCUUUCGUGAAACAGCGAUGUCGAGGGGUGACAUCCGAAACGAGUGCAGCAGACGAGAGAUGACUAUAUGACGCGGGCGUCGAUAAGAUUGGCCGACUGAAAAUUGAGGCGACAGGCGUUAGUCGCACCUCAACCGGACGUCCUCCUGCUUUCCUUCUCCUAAAAAAUGAUGUUGGACAUUAACGCCAGAACACAUCGAAGCGUCUUGUAGUGUUCCUGACAGUUCAGGGAUUACUGGGUGCGUAUACCAGCGUGACCUAAUCAUACGCGCAUGUGGCCUAUGCACAUGAACCUCGACGACUCGUUGUUCUUUUGAGAGCUUCCGCCUUGCAGAGAAGCAGGGGCAGCUGUACGGAAAAAGGUUUUCUUUUCUCCAGUUGCGUUCCCCCACGUCUUCUUUGAAGCCGGCCGUGCACAUGCGGACGCUGUGUGGCGUCCAGAGGCCCAGAGACCACAGAGAGCUUCUAGCCAGUUGGUUUCCUCGUCAGAUUUGUCUAUGGUAUCUCGUGGACCGCAGCGGUAAAAUUCUACGGGAAAGGCUCCUUCUAUUUAGAAUCCGUGGUCCUCUACAGACCUACUGUGUCGCGUGACACUGUCGGUCUUGUUUUCUUUGUUGUCAUUCUCUCUCGACGUGUUCAGAGCUCCAACCCCCGUUUCGAAUUUCGUGAAUUCGGCUCCGUUACAGGGAGAAAUUGUGUUUCGUCGACGGUGACCUUGUGAGAGCUGUUCGAUUCCCUCUUCGCAACUGUUCCACGUCCUCGAUUUGACCGGCAAGAACCUAUCUUGGCCUUCAGCCCAACGGCUCUUUUACAUAUUCGAGAAACACCUGCAUAUACACAUCACUGUUUACAGUUAGGCGCACACAUCGACGCGACAACGCUGUCGUACCUAUAUAUGCGCGUGUGCAUACUUACGUAAAUUAUGUGUACGAGGGUGUGUGUCGUUUCCCUACCUUCCGUUUCCUCGUUGCUGCUAUCGCUAUUUUGCCCAAUAAACGCGUCGAUCCGCAGCGGAGGCCUGGAAUUGCGUUCUGGAGAUUGGAAACAGGUGCUUCGCCGCUGUGACUUUAAAGGCGAGGCACACUUUGGCUGGUUUUUCUGUGUGUGAUCGGCCGCUUUGACGAGCUCCCCCGCUCGCAUCAAAAAUCGACGACGAUCUGCGAGUUGACUGGACGAGGCGUGCUAGGGUUCCUCCCUCUCUUUACGCUGGCUCCUUGUGGCUGGCUGUUUCUCAUUUCCCCGAGGGAGAGCCAGAGCGCUUUAAGGUAGCAACGUGGGUUUUUUGUGGCCAGAUUGACAUUUUUUUCUUGCGGCAGAAGGCAUUUCACAGUGGUGAAGUUGGAUUGCAGUUCCUCCCCUUUCUUCAACGGCGCUCCGUGGCAUCGCUAGAUCCAGAGUCGCUCUUUAACUCGCGCAGCAACUGAGCUCUCGACGUCGGCCUGCUAGCAGCCACACCCGUCGUUGGUGAAAAAACGAGUUCCACCCGGCGGGCGACGACAGGGGCGGCGAGCGCACGAAGGCGCUCUGUUCUUGCAUUUUCUACUGCUCUUGUGGUCCGAUUUUGCAAACGCCGCCUGCCUUCCUCUCUAGUCUUUUCUCCGCGUUCUCUGAAAACGCAACGGAAAAGCACGUCGAUACCGGGAGAGCGCGAGUGGGCCAGAGAGCGCUUGCCAUCUACAGUGUGGCGCGGAGCUGGUAAGGAGCGAACAGCACACAGCCAAGCUUGCACCGCUCGGACGUUUUUCUUCGCUUCUGCCACCCAGGCGUUUUCGUGCGUCCACUUCCAGCGAAAACGGAGUUCACCCUCGAAGGCUUAACCAGACGUUGGGAAAAAAAGUUAUCGGCGUAGUUCUCCACACAGGCCGUGCGGGGGUCCUCAAGCGUCCGAGCCGACGCGCACGGCUUCUCUCCGCAAUCGCUUUUCUGGUAUCUUCUCUAGAGACGCCAGCUGGUCAAGUAUUCUCUGUACUAAGCAGACGAAGGAGGCCUUCCUCUUCGCCUGCAACCUUCAGAGAACUCGCGCGCGAACGUGUUCGCCAGCGAGGAGCUGCGAAACGGAAGGGGGAAAACCCACCCUGCUACGCUUCGUUUCCCGAGAGUCGCGUGCUCCCUGGGGAAACAGAACACCCAGGGGUCUGUUUUUCCGGCUCUGUGACAACGCCGCCUUUGGACGACCCUUUUUUCGCGACAGCACACCCUGCAACGGUCGCGCACGGUUGUGAGAGCCUUGCAGCACGACAAACUCGCCGCCGAGUCAACAGCCUCUCGACAAGACCUAGACGCGGCACACCUCUGCGUGGACUUCGACACAUUCUCGUGUGCAUGCAUGCAAGUGCCGUCGAGGCUUUGUUGUUUGUUGGAGAAACAGCUUUUCUAUCGAACGCGAGAAAAUGGGGCAGCAGGAAAGCACUCUUGGGGGUGCGGCCGGGGAGCCUCGCUCGCGCGGUCAUGCGGCGGGGACCAGCGGUGGACCAGGAGACCAUCUCCACGCGACGCCCGGGAUGUUCGUUCAGCAUUCGACUGCGAUCUUCUCCGACCGGUACAAGGGACAGCGGGUGUUGGGGAAGGGGUCUUUUGGUGAGGUGAUUCUGUGCAAAGACAAGAUCACCGGUCAGGAGUGUGCGGUGAAGGUCAUUAGCAAGCGCCAAGUGAAGCAGAAGACGGACAAGGAGUCUCUGCUUCGCGAGGUGCAGUUGCUGAAGCAGCUGGACCACCCCAACAUCAUGAAGCUGUAUGAAUUCUUCGAGGACAAAGGCUACUUCUACCUCGUCGGCGAAGUGUACACGGGAGGCGAGUUGUUCGACGAGAUCAUUUCCCGCAAGCGCUUCAGCGAAGUCGAUGCGGCGCGGAUCAUCCGCCAAGUCCUCAGCGGCAUCACGUACAUGCACAAAAAUAAAAUCGUACAUCGGGACCUCAAACCGGAAAACCUGCUCCUGGAAAGCAAAAGCAAGGACGCGAACAUCCGCAUCAUCGACUUUGGCCUCAGCACUCACUUCGAAGCGAGCAAGAAGAUGAAGGACAAAAUCGGAACUGCAUACUACAUCGCACCCGAGGUCCUCCACGGCACUUACGACGAGAAAUGCGACGUAUGGUCGACCGGUGUUAUUCUCUACAUCCUUCUUUCCGGUGAGUCUGUACCGCGCAGUGCUUUCCCGGUCUCUCCUCGCUCUUCAAGUUCUUUUUGCUCUUCAAGUUCGUUUUGCUCUCCAGGUCUCCCGGUGUACCUGCAGAAAAGAGAGAUAAAAUCUUGUGUUGCUUUCUAUGUGGGGAUGCAGAGGGAUGCAUGUGCACUCAUAUAUCUGGGAACGCAGGAUGCCAGAGCAGGCGCAUUUUUCCCCGACGAGAAGCCAAGAUGCCCACCCUUCAAUGGAGCAAACGAGUACGACAUCCUGAAGAAGGUUGAGAAAGGCAAGUACACCUUUGAACUGCCUCAGUGGAAGAAAGUGUCAGAGAGCGCAAAAGAUUUGAUUCGCAAAAUGCUGACCUACGUCCCCAGCAUGAGAAUCAGCGCGCGAGAUGCUCUGGACCACGAGUGGAUCCAGACCUACACGAAGGAGCAGAUCAGCGUGGACGUUCCGUCUCUGGACAACGCCAUUCUCAACAUCCGACAGUUCCAAGGCACUCAGAAGCUCGCGCAAGCUGCGCUGCUCUACAUGGGCUCGAAACUGACAAGCCAAGACGAAACGAAGGAACUGACGGCCAUCUUCCAUAAGAUGGACAAGAAUGGAGACGGGCAACUGGACCGUGCAGAGCUCAUCGAAGGGUACAAGGAGUUGAUGCGGAUGAAGGGCCAAGAUGCGAGCAUGCUCGACGCGAGCGCUGUUGAACACGAAGUUGACCAGGUCUUGGACGCAGUCGACUUCGACAAAAACGGCUACAUCGAGUACUCUGAGUUCGUCACCGUGGCGAUGGACAGAAAGACGCUGCUUUCGCGAGAACGCCUGGAGCGCGCCUUCCGGAUGUUUGACUCCGACAACUCAGGAAAGAUUUCUUCCACUGAGCUGGCCACCAUCUUUGGCGUCUCCGACGUGGACAGCGAAACAUGGAAGAGCGUGCUGUCUGAGGUCGACAAGAAUAACGACGGCGAAGUCGACUUUGACGAGUUUCAACAGAUGCUCUUGAAGCUCUGCGGAAACUAAAAGCUUGCACUCUCCCUGUGCGUGACGUCUAUUCUCCCCCAGACUCCCGUGCACCCCUCUCUUUUGCCGUAAAUCCUGCGGUGGCCCUCUCCGACUUCACAGCCCAAGACGAGAAAGCUGCAGAAUCGGGUGCCAGCUUCAGAGGGGAGCGAACAGAGAGCAGAGAGACGCGGAAGCUGUCCUGGCGGGAGGCUCCUUCUUCUUCACGGACCCGUUGUGGGACGUGCACUCUUUUGAGUGUGGGGUUCUGAGCAAGUUGUCUCGGGAUCAUCGGUGCUCUUGGCGUCAAUAACGCAUUUCCAUUUUCGCUCUUCCUCUCGGCGUCAAUCACGCUUUUUCGUUUUCUCUCUACUUCUCUUCAAAGAGAGACCUAGCCUAAGCCAAAAAAAGGGGGAGGCAGUUGUCAGCCGGUGAUCCUCACGCGUUCGAGCCACUGUGUGUGCAUGUAAUAAUGUAUUUGUUUACUUACGCAUGCAUCUUUGUCUCGCCGAGACUCCGGACGGAUUUGAGGAGCAGACGAGCUCGACAACGCGCGCGCAUGGAGAACGCGUCCGAGCCGUCUGCCCACAGACCUCGUCCUGCCCCUGGCUGCGCGAGUGCACGAAGAGACCGAGUUCCGUUUUUCGCGCUGCGCUGCAGAGGGAACGUCGAAAUUCGAUGUGCGAGUUCGACUCGAGCCUGCGGCGAGGCGAAACGCUUCAUUUCAGCGAUCUGUUCGUCGAAGCCACCAUUCCCGUGCGUGGGCAUGUAUGCCCUGUCCAUGUUCCUGCGCAUCCUUCCCUCCGAAUGUCCGCAUCCUUCGACUGCCUCCACAUACGCCGAUCUGUGUUUGUACACUUCAUUUCCAGCCGAUUUGUUUCGCUUUUCUCGGGGCUCGUGAGACGUGCUCUGCACAGAAGAAAGAGGAAGCACGACAUGACACAGGCUGUCGCUUGGUCUCGUACGCUCGCUUGAACUUUUUUUCGCGCGGUUCCCGUUGUUGGGUGUGUUUCUCUGGCGCCAUUCGCACAGAAGAGAAAGCAAAAAAACCAGCAGAGGACUCACUGUUCGCGCCGCUGUCGCAGUCACUUGAGGGGGGAGGGGGGGCGUUCACCACCUACUGCAAGGCACCUCGGUCCCGGCUACGCGUCUUCGUUGACUGUCGUAGCGCGCGAAGGAUUUCCGGGUGCCUCGCGAGAGAUGAGGCAGAGAAGACGCCUGGAAACUCGCAAAAGAGGUAUCGAGAGAGAGCGGAAGCAUUCGUCUCGUGAGAAUAAUUUGUGUUCUUUUGAAAGAAGGACGAAGCGAAGGCCGCAGCGAUAUAGACUCACAUCCUCUGCGGCGUUUCUUCGCAAAUGGAGAGUGUGGGGCCUCCUAGGUGUGCCUCAGGUGUUGACUCGAAGCGCAGAGGCCAUCCCUUCCUCGCGCUGCCAUCUCGUCGCUCGUUUUUCGGAGACUCGCGACGCGUUGGCUUUUUCUGCGAGACUUUUGUGUCGUUCCAGGAAACUGAGAUGAGCGCGGGCAGACGCUCACGACGCUCAGGGUACAAGUGCGUGUCAGUUGUCUCAUUUUGCUUCGUGUGGAGAGCAUUGUGUUUCACGCCUCUUGUUCAACGUUUCGCCGGCCGUGUAAACACCGACUGUCUUCAGAGAGAUUCGGUCCACCGGACAAGUACACCAAAACCUGAUAAACGACACAAGACGCCGUCAGCCUCGCGCGUCGCGUUCAGGCCCGACGCCUGUGUAGACUGAGAAGCAGCAGACGAACUUUGCGCGUUUUCCGCACCAGGUUUUAUGUGUCUCUCUUCGCGCAUAAUCGAUGACCAUCCUCACGGAAGACACAGAACCCAGCAUUCUUAAGGAAACAGCUCAGACAGGGCUGCUAGUCUGCUGAUACAUACGGGAAGCAUGCAAUUCUAGGAGACGAUGAGUUCGUCACUCUUCGUCCUGCUGUUUACAGCGUGAUGAGACAUGAGCUUCUCCGACGGUGGUCUUUCC
Toxoplasma gondii ME49 is the source of this 6486-nucleotide messenger RNA. RefSeq names its product calcium-dependent protein kinase CDPK1 (gene CDPK1). Gene Ontology annotation, cellular component: cytoplasm; nucleus. Lineage: Eukaryota; Apicomplexa; Conoidasida; Eucoccidiorida; Sarcocystidae. Gene Ontology annotation, biological process: intracellular signal transduction; protein autophosphorylation; peptidyl-serine phosphorylation. The transcript has 10 exons. Gene Ontology annotation, molecular function: ATP binding; calcium/calmodulin-dependent protein kinase activity; calcium ion binding. The record is from RefSeq and is a predicted model, not a curated record. Bases 2762 to 4510 code for a protein of 582 amino acids.